This is a messenger RNA of Cuscuta campestris, 881 nucleotides long. Lineage: Eukaryota; Viridiplantae; Streptophyta; Magnoliopsida; Solanales; Convolvulaceae. The record is from the annotation of a GenBank genome assembly.
GUUAGCUCAGAGGGCGUACUCCGCCGCUGCCCAGUUUCGUCGGCGAUCGACGACCGUCGUCAAUUCGUUCUCCCUCUCCGGCGUCACUCAGGCAUUUGUUCCUCACUAUCCGAAGAGUAAUAUUUAUUGACAUUUGGAGUUGUCGACAUAUUGGUUCUGCUUUUAGGAUAUGAAGAUACUUGAAGCAAAUGCCGGUCCACUUACCAAUUUUGAAGUGUUUGAGUUUCUAAGGUCAAAAGAUGCCGUGAAGGAUCCUACACUGGCCUUGCUUCCAAACAUUGCAUCUGAGUAUAAGGUUUUUGAAUAUCUGGAGAAAAGUGGUUGCAAGCAUCUGACUAGAGAAGUUAUCAACGAAUUUUUGGAGAAAUGUAAAAGCUUCAAACUAUCAAAAGCUGAGAUGUUGAAUAUCAUCAAUAUCAUGCCCAAAUCUGCGGUUGAACUUUUCCCGAUCAUAGAGGCAUGUGAUACUCGUGAUGAUGAUGAAAGUACAAUGUUGAACGCGCUAGUGGCAAUAGUCAAAGAGGUCUUGCUUGCAGGCACACCAUCACCUCCGCCUGUGAUAGAAGAGAUUGAAGUGGCUCACGAGGAAAAUGGCGUUGAGGCUGAUAAAUAGAAACACUUGACCAAGGGUAUUGUUGUCUUUUCCACCCGAUUUUCUUUCAGUUGGUUUGUACUUUUGUAGACCAGGUUAGCACUCGCUCUACAGAGCACCACAGAGGCUCGUGUCUUGUUAUGACACCAACUUCUGGGGUCAAAAGAGCCUUGGUUUUAAAUAGUGUUUGCUUGGAAAGAAAUGUUUUAUCUGCAGAAAGUACUCUUGCAUUGCCUUUGGGAAAAAAAUCACAAAGAUAUGAUAAUUUUAAUGAAAUUAACAAGUUAAA